Molecule: messenger RNA, 2475 nt
Organism: Pyrus x bretschneideri (Chinese white pear)
Lineage: Eukaryota; Viridiplantae; Streptophyta; Magnoliopsida; Rosales; Rosaceae
Product: ARM REPEAT PROTEIN INTERACTING WITH ABF2
Exons: 19
Coding region: 98-2257 (719 amino acids)
Molecular function (GO): protein binding
Source: RefSeq, a predicted model, not a curated record
CGUCCGACAGGUUUACUUCUGAAAUUCCCAUCAACCACACUUUUAUUCCCAAACUGCCCCCGACCCCUCUCUGAAUUUACCAUUUCUCCCACCCUCCAUGGAACGCUCUCAGGCGCGAACCGUCACAACCAGAAGAGGGUUGAAGCGGAAGCUCGAAGAAGACUUCAGAGAUGAGAGGAUCGAGGGCGAACCGGACCGGAAAGUCCCGGCCGUCGUCGAACCGCAAGACGAUCGCCCAGAUCUCGUCGGCCAGGUUCGCGAGCAGGUCCGGAUUCUGGAGUCCAUAUUCUCGUCCGCGCAGCCCGACCGCCUCCUCGCGAAGCAGGCCGCCCAUGGCCUCGCUCUCACCGCCAAAGAAGAGGAGCUUGUGGACAUCGUGGUGGACUGUGGAGCAGUUCCGGCGCUUGUUAAGCAUCUGCAGGCGCCUCCGCCGGUGACAGACGGCCGAAGAAGCCCGAUCCCGUACGAGCACGAGGUCGAGAAAUACUGUGCUCAUGCCCUGGGGUUUAUUGCCAUUAAGCCGGAGUAUCAACAACUUGUGGUUGAUGCUGGAGCUUUACCGCAUCUUGUUGAUCUUCUAAAAAGGCACAAGUGGGGAAGUGACUCACCGGCACCUGAUGCUGUGAUCAGGAGAGCUUGUGAUACAAUUGCUCACCUUGCCCAUGAAAAUGGCAACAUUAAGAACCUUGUCAGGAUUGAAGGUGGAAUUCCUCCUCUUGUUCAACUGCUUAACUUUUUCGACACAAAGGUACAGAUAGCGGCUGCAGGGGCCCUUCGGACUCUGGCAUUUAAAAAUGAUGAAAACAAGAAUGAGAUUGUAGUAGAGUGCAAUGCUUUGCCUACCCUGGUACUAAUGCUUCGAUCUGAGGAUCCUGUGAUGUCUUUUGAAGCGGUUGGUGUAAUAGGCAAUCUUGUUCACUCAUCCCCACACAUCAAGAAAUUAGUACUUCUUGCUGGUGCUUUACAACCUAUUAUUGGAUUGCUCAGUUCCGAAUGUACAGAGAGCCAAAGAGAAGCUGCUUUAUUACUUGGUCAGUUUGCUGCAGCUGAUACAGAUUGCAAGGCACAUAUUGUUCAGAGGGGAGCUUUAAAACCAUUAAUUGAGAUGCUUAAGUCACCUGAUGCACAGGUUCAGGAGAUGUCAGCCUUUACGCUUGGGAGGUUGGCACAGGACAUACAUAACCAAGCUGGCAUUGCUCACAAUGGUGGUAUAAUGCCUCUAAUCAAGCUUCUUGAUUCAAAAAACAUCUCUCUGCAACAUAAUGCUGCGUUUUGUCUAUAUGGUCUUGCAGAUAAUGAGGAUAACACUGCAACUAUAAUAAAGUUUGGAGGUGUUCAGAACUUCCAAGAUGGAGUAUUCGUUGCUCAGCAAACUAAGGAAUGCGUGGCAAAGUCCUUGAAAAGACUAGAGGAGAAGAUUUGUGGACGAGUUUUAAACCAUCUGUUAUAUAUGAUGCGGGUGGCAGAUAAGGCCACUCGAAGAAGAGUGGCUUUGGCUCUUGCUCAUCUUUGCAACCCUAGUGACAGUGAAAGCAUUUUUAUUUCUAACAAAGGAUUAGAGUUGCUUUUAGGGCUUCUUAAGUCUCUGCAGUAUAAGGAGAAACAUGAUGGUUCUUUGGCCUUGUACAAAUUGGCUACAAAAGUCACUUCACUCGCUCGCAUGGAUGCAGCUCCUCCAUCACCCUCCCCACAGGUGUAUUUGGGUGAGCAAUAUGUAAACAAUCCUACCCUUUCUGACAUCACAUUCUUAGUUGAAGGUAAACGGUUCUAUGCCCACAGAAUUUGUUUGCGUGCCUCAUCUGAUGCAUUCCGUGCCAUGUUUGACGGUGGUUACAGGGAGAGAGAUGCAAAGGACAUAGUGAUUCCAAAUAUUAGAUGGGAAGCUUUUGAAUUGAUGAUGAGAUUCAUAUACACAGGAUUGGUAGAUGUCACUUUGGAUAUAGCUCAGGAUCUCCUCAGAGCUGCUGAUCAGUAUCUUUUGGAGGGCCUCAAGCGGCUCUGCGAGCAUGCCAUUUCUCAGGACAUCUGCGUGGAAAAUCUUUCGCUCAUGUUUGAGUUAUCGGAGGCCUUCAAUGCCUUGUCGUUACAGCAAGCAUGCAUUCUAUUUCUACUGGAGCAAUUUGAGGAAUUGGUUGAGAAACCAUGGUAUCCGACAUUGGUGGACCGUGUGCUACCAGACAUUCGCACAUUUUUUACUAAUGCGCUUAAGAUGCCGAUCGAGGCAACCUCGCAGCAGCAGCAGCAGGCAAUGGCAUAGGUCAAUCGUAGUGUCGACUUUUGAGAGUAUGAAGAUGAUAGAGAGCAGAAAUGUACAGAAAGUAGUAGAGAUCGUUUUUUGUGAGUGUUGUUCUUACAGAAGUAGGUAGCUUCUGUUUAGUUUCUUGGUAUGUAAACAUGCAAUGCCGUUUGGCUUAUGGAAUACGCAGCAGAUUGCACAUUGUGAUUAGCAGUAAGUUUUUCAUCGUUUAUUUUCUA